GAUGUUGCUUGCAGAUGAAUAUUUAAUUACAGAUUUAAAAUAAAAAUGUGAAGAAGAUAUUAUUUCAAAGUUGGAUAGCAACAAUAUAUUAUAAAUUUUAUUAUUUGUAGAAUAACAUUCAAAUAUAAUAUCACAACCAUUAUUAGAGAAAACAAAUUCAAUUUUUAUAGAUUAAUUUGAUAAGAUCCAUAAAUUAAAUCCAAAUUUAGAAUAAGAAAUAACAAUGGUUCCUGGUUUAAUGACAGUAAUUUAAAAAUUUGCAUUAAAAAAAAUAAGGAAGGGAAGAAAAGUGCAUUUUGUAGUUGAUGAUUAUGAAGAAUCAGAUUCUGAUGAUUAUAUUAGAAAUUAUACACAACAUUUCUACUAAUGA
Molecule: messenger RNA, 370 nt
Organism: Paramecium sonneborni
Lineage: Eukaryota; Ciliophora; Oligohymenophorea; Peniculida; Parameciidae
Source: the annotation of a GenBank genome assembly